AUGGCGCUUUUAGUUCCGUCACCAGGGAUUUCAUCUCUCGCCGGCGCCGAAAGUCCGGCCAGAAUCUGUCUCCGUACCGGGAAAAGAAGAUAUAGGUUUAGGGUUUGCUUGGGCCUUAGGGAUGUGGAUAGGGAGUGGUGGCUGUACGAGCAAGUGAAGCAGAGCGAGAUCGAGACGGCGUCGUUUUCUGCCGUUAAGAGGAAGGACGAAGAAGGGAAGAAGCACGAUUAUUACGUGAAUACUGGGUAUGCGUUUCGGACCCUCCGAGAGGAGUUUCCAGAGCUUUUCUACAGAGAGCUCAGCUUUGAUAUCUACAGUUUGGGUGACAAUCAUGAAUCACUGAUGGGAAUAAUGAAGAGGAGACCAGGGUGCCCUUCUACUCCAAAGCCUACUUAUUUCGAGUUUUCCUAUCUUUGUGCGCAGGAUUUCUUGGUGGUGUUUGAAGCAUUGGUUAGUGUUGCCGUCUCUCUCUCACGCCCGCCAUCUGUUGCCUCUCUUCUCACGCCGACGGCCCGUCGCCUCUAUUCUCCUGUGACCCCGUCGCCUCUCCUCAGUCCUCAGUUCUCACGCACGUUGCACUCUCGGCGUGUCGGUGCACUUUCAGAUUUAAUGGCAACCCUCAACGACUCCUUUUUGGCUGAUCUUGAUGAAUUGUCUGAUAUUGAAGAAGAACAUCUGGAAGGAGAGGAUGAUGAUGCCGAGCACAUGGAGGAUGAUGUGGAUGGCAAUUUGGCCGACAUUGAAGCACUUAAUUAUGAUGAUCUCGACAGUGUCUCCAAGUUACAGAAAACUCAACGAUACACCAACAUAAUGCAGCUGGUGAUUCCUUUCCAUAGCUCGUCUCACGGGACAUUUCUAGAAGACGACCCGGAAUACCUCCUGAUCGUGGACUGCAACGCGCUGAUGGUCGACAUCGACAACGAGAUAGCAAUCGUUCACAAUUUUGUCAGGGACAAGUAUCGCCUCAAGUUCCCGGAGCUCGAAUCCCUCGUGCCCCACCCCAUCGAUUACGCGCGGCUCGUCAAGAAAAUUGGGAAUGAGAUGGACCUUACGCUGGUCGACCUCGAGGGCCUUCUCCCUUCCGCCACCAUAAUGGUUGUCUCUGUAACUGCCUCGACCACGAGUGGCAAGCCGCUCCAAAAGGACGUCCUCGAGAAGACGAUUGAUGCGUGUGAUCGCGCCCUCUCCCUCGACUCCGCCAAGAAGAAGCUUCUGGAUUUCGUGGAGAGCAGGAUCGGGUACAUCGCGCCCAACCUCUCGGCAGUCGUUGGUGGGGCAGUGGCCGCCAAGCUAAUGGGGACGGCCGGCGGGUUAACGUCGCUGGCGAAGAUGCCUGCAUGCAACGUGCAGCUGCUUGGAGCCAAGAGGAAGAAUUUGGCGGGGUUCUCAACGGCCGCCACGUCACAGUUUCGGGUGGGUUUUUUGGACCAGACGGAGAUUUUCAACAGCACGCCGGAUGCACUGAAAAUGCGUGUGUGUCGGCUGCUGGCAGCAAAGUCAACUCUGGCCGCGCGGGUGGACUCGACCAAGGGAGACCCGUCUGGAGGAACUGGGAGGGCUUUUCGGGCGGAGAUCCACAAGAAGAUUGACAAGUGGCAGGAGCCGCCGCCAGCUAAGCAGCCCAAGCCUCUACCCGUUCCUGACUCGGAGCCGAAGAAGAAGAGGGGGGGUGAUGGACUCGGGGAAGGAUACGGAAUGCUUGGUCAAGCUGGAAAUGGGAAGUUGCGUGUAUCAGUUGGUCAGAGUAGACUUGCUGCUAAAGUUGCCAAGAAAUUUAAGGACAGAAAUUAUGGAAGCAGCGGUGGUGCAACUUCUGGACUGACUUCUAGCCUGGCUUUCACGCCUGUGCAGGGGAUUGAGCUAUCAAAUCCCCAGGCAAACCAGCUUGGUGGUGGAACAAGCACGUACUUUUCAGAGACGGGAACUUUUUCUAAAAUAAAGAGAACAUGA
Molecule: messenger RNA, 1950 nt
Organism: Striga asiatica
Lineage: Eukaryota; Viridiplantae; Streptophyta; Magnoliopsida; Lamiales; Orobanchaceae
Source: the annotation of a GenBank genome assembly